AUGCCAUCCACACACCAAAAACCAACCUACCUCACCAUCUCCACCUCUCCCUCAUCAGCUCCUCCCUCACCACCACCACCAAGCGAAACAGAAAUCUACUCCGUCGCCAAAGUAGCCUACUCCAAACUCGUCUCCGAAGCCGCCCUCAAAGACCAGAAUCUCCGCCGGCUAGUCUGCCACGCAAACCUCUACGACAAACUCCUCGAUGAAUACAACAAUUGCUUCUCAGACGAGGAGUCCGAUGUCGAUACCGAGACGGAUUCGUGGGAUGGUGAUGUCGAGGAUGUGGAGGAGUUUGCCACGCAGGCGUAUUAUACCACUGCUAUGACGGCAAGGAAGGUGGGAGGAGGGGGAAGAGAUGCGGUGCAGGUGAGGGAACAGGUGGUGUAUGUUUAUGAAGAUAGGGAGCAGCAGAGGGGACGGGGAAGGGGAAGGCAGGUGGUGAGGAGUGGGGAGAUGAUGGAGGAGGCGGUGUUGUGUAAGGUUGCUUCCCAUUCGACGGAUUUGGGGUUGGGGUAUCAUCCUUUGGGGGGGCAUGCUGAGGUGGAAGGAGAUUUCGAUGAGUGA
Molecule: messenger RNA, 567 nt
Organism: Cadophora gregata
Lineage: Eukaryota; Fungi; Ascomycota; Leotiomycetes; Helotiales; Ploettnerulaceae
Exons: 1
Coding region: 1-567 (188 amino acids)
Source: RefSeq, a predicted model, not a curated record